UUCUUGCAGUUUAAAAUGGCGGCGUUGAGCAGCGCCGAGUCCCCACCGCCCGUCUUCAACGGAGACGCCAUGGAUCGUGAUCCCGAGCGGGAGAGGGGACUGGACGAACUGGGAGCGGGGCUCGACCCCAUAUGCUCCGGGGGGAUCCCGGAGAGCGAGCAGGAUAUUCCCGAGGAGAUCUGGAACAUAAAACAGAUGAUAAAGCUGACACAGGAGCACCUUGAAGCCCUCUUGGACAAGUUUGGCGGUGAACAUAAUCCCCCGUCGAUAUACCUGGAGGCAUAUGAGGAGUACACCAGUAAGCUGGAUGCUCUUCAGCAGCGGGAGCAGCAGCUCCUGGAGGCCAUGGGGAAUGGGACGGACUUCUCCUGCGGCCCCGAGACCCCUGACCCCGGCCCCGCCCUGCUGGAGCUGAAGCCAGGCUUCCCCUCCACCCCUUCGUCAUUGGCCGUGCUGCAGACCCCCAUAGACAUCGCCCGGGGCAACCCCAAAUCGCCACAGAAACCCAUCGUCCGGGUGUUCCUGCCCAAUAAACAGAGGACGGUGGUUCCAGCUCGCUCUGGGAUGACCGUGCACGUCUCGUUAAAGAAGGCCCUGAUGAUGCGGGGCCUGAUCCCAGAAUGCUGUGCGGUCUACAGGAUACAGGACGGGGAGAAGAAGCCGAUUGGCUGGGACACGGACAUCUCCUGGCUCACGGGGGAGGAGCUGCACGUGGAGGUUCUGGAGAACGUUCCGCUGACGACGCACAACUUUGUGCGAAAGACCUUCUUCACGUUGGCCUUCUGCGACUUCUGCCGGAAGCUUCUCUUCCAGGGCUUCCGCUGCCAGACCUGCGGCUACAAGUUCCACCAGCGCUGCAGUACGGAGGUCCCGCUCAUGUGCGUCAACUACGACCAGCUGGAUCUGUUACUCGUGUCCAAGUUUUUCGAGCACCACCCCAUCACGCAGGAGGAGGUGUCGUCUGAGGGCACCACGCCCGUUUCGGAGAUGUGCCCGGCCCUGCCCCCCUCCGACUCCGCCGGCUCCCUGUGCCACCCUGCGGCCUCCCCGUCCAAGUCCAUCCCGAUCCCCCAGAGCUUCCGGCCGGGGGACGAGGAGCACCGGAACCAGUUCGGCCAGAGAGACCGGUCCUCCUCCGCCCCCAACGUGCACAUCAACACCAUCGAGCCCGUCAACAUCGACGACUUGAUACGCGAUCAUGGUUUACAGAAGUCUGAUGGAGGCUCCAUGACAGGACUGUCCGCCACUCCGCCCGCUUCUCUCCCAGGUUCGCUGACGAGCGUCAAGAUGGCGCAGAAAUCUCCCAGCCAGCCCAGGGAGCGAAAGUCGUCAUCGUCCUCCGAGGACCGCAAUAAAAUGAAUAACCUGGGUCGGCGGGACUCCAGUGACGACUGGGAGAUCCCCGAGGGCCAGAUCACCCUGGGCCAGAGGAUUGGGUCCGGCUCCUUCGGAACCGUCUACAAGGGCAAGUGGCACGGAGACGUGGCGGUGAAGAUGCUGAACGUCACGGCCCCCACUCCUCAGCAACUGCAGGCCUUUAAGAACGAAGUGGGAGUUCUCAGAAAGACGCGUCACGUGAACAUCCUGCUCUUCAUGGGCUACACCACCAAGCCCCAGCUGGCCAUCGUCACGCAGUGGUGCGAGGGCUCCAGCCUGUACCACCACCUGCACAUCAUCGAGACCAAGUUCGAGAUGAUCAAGCUCAUCGACAUCGCCCGGCAGACCGCCCAGGGCAUGGAUUAUUUGCAUGCCAAGUCCAUCAUCCACAGAGACCUCAAGAGCAACAAUAUUUUCCUGCAUGAGGACCUGACGGUGAAGAUUGGGGAUUUCGGGCUGGCCACAGUGAAGUCCCGCUGGAGUGGCUCGCACCAGUUCGAGCAGCUGUCUGGGUCCAUCCUGUGGAUGGCUCCAGAGGUGAUCCGGCUGCAGGAUAAGAACCCGUACAGCUUCCAGUCGGACGUGUACGCCUUCGGCAUCGUGCUGUAUGAGCUCAUGUCCGGGGCGCUGCCGUACUCCAACAUCAACAACCGCGACCAGAUAAUCUUCAUGGUGGGGCGGGGCUACCUGUCCCCUGACCUGAGCAAGGCUCGCAGCAACUGUCCGAAGGCCAUGAAGAGGCUGAUGGCCGAGUGUCUGAAGAAGAAGAGGGAGGAGCGGCCCCUCUUCCCGCAGAUCCUGGCCUCCAUCGAGCUGCUGGCUCGCUCCCUUCCCAAGAUCCACCGCAGCGCGUCGGAGCCGUCGCUGAACCGGGCGGGGUUCCAGACCGAGGACUUCAGCCUGUACGCCUGCGCCUCCCCCAAAACACCCAUCCAGGCCGGGGGCUACGGGGAGUUCUCUGCCUUUAAGUAGCGGAGGCGAUUCCAGCAGAACAUCCCUGAUCACCUUUCAACAAGUCUUGUGUUCCUACCGUGGGUUCAUCCAUUAUCCAAAAAAGAAAAAAUCGUAUGCUACUAAAGUGCGCUGUUUCCUACACCGGAGCAGCAAAAACCAAACGGACAAACUCAAGAAAAUGGGGAAAAAUUUGACAAAUGAAAAAUAGCACAAAAAAAAGAAAACGAAAAAAAAAAAAAAAAACUUUAAAGAUAACCACCAAAAAAUAAAUUAAGAAUAUAAAAAUCAAUAAGAAUUCCCUGACCGUGAAGGUGUGGAUAAACCCGGUAGGAGACGAUCUCCCUGGAGCGCACAGGAGAGAGGGAUGAGGGAGGAGAGCAAGAAGACUGAAUGGGGAGGGGGAAGGGAGACGGAGGC
This is a messenger RNA of Conger conger (European conger), 2748 nucleotides long. RefSeq names its product serine/threonine-protein kinase B-raf-like. The transcript has 18 exons. The record is from RefSeq and is a predicted model, not a curated record. Gene Ontology annotation, cellular component: cytosol; plasma membrane; mitochondrion. Lineage: Eukaryota; Metazoa; Chordata; Actinopteri; Anguilliformes; Congridae. Gene Ontology annotation, molecular function: protein kinase activity; ATP binding. The coding region runs from base 16 to 2349 and encodes 777 amino acids. Gene Ontology annotation, biological process: protein phosphorylation; signal transduction.